This is a messenger RNA of Pieris brassicae (large cabbage white), 2336 nucleotides long. RefSeq lists its product as uncharacterized. The transcript is spliced from 8 exons. Lineage: Eukaryota; Metazoa; Arthropoda; Insecta; Lepidoptera; Pieridae. The record is from RefSeq and is a predicted model, not a curated record. Bases 98 to 2305 code for a protein of 735 amino acids.
AUUUUGAUUGUAUUUUGUGUACAUUUUAAAUUAUUUACUUAUAUGUAUAAUAAUGAAAAAUUACGAACUUAUGGCAUAACAGCUUAAUACUAUCAAAAUGAAUACACCGAUUGAUAAUAUUAUCGUAAAUCCAUGUCAAUACACACCCGUUUAUAUCAUUGAAAAUCCUACUGUUUCUCAGACGACACCAAUUGUUGUGACUACAUCAGCCCAAAAACCACAACAUAGCAAUUUAAAAGCGUUUUAUGAAAAUAGCGGUAAACUGGAAAAUAACCUCCUGCAGCGCAACGAGAAUAUAAAGACUCCACGAAUAAUCAAGAAAGUUGAUAAUAAUGUGAUUGGAAAUAAUUUGAAAUUAGCAAAUUUUCUUAUGGCAAAGAAUGAAUUUAAAAUUGAAACUGUUUCUGAACAGCCAUCCAUUCCUUACAAUAACAUUGUAUUGAAACCAUUGUUUGUUACAAAUACUCCUAGCAGUACUAACAUACAGCCCACACUUCCCAAGUUAGAUGUGCGGAGUAAAAUUGUUCGAGUUAAAGACAUCCCGAUUGCAAAGCAAAAAAACAGAAAAAUAUUGCCAAAGAUGACACCAAAAGAGGAAACUAUUGCAAAACCAUCAAAGACUACAUCUGUACAAUUAAUUAAAUUAGGCGAAACCUAUCAUUGCCUCAAUGAUCUUAAUGAUGAACAGAUGAAAAAAGUGAAUCAUGCUCUAAAGAUUUUUAACAGCCCAAAGAACCCUCCAAAAGAACUAUCUUUCGAUCCUGCCACUAAUACCCAGUACAUAUACAAAGUUCUGUCACCAAAAGAUAUAGUACCAAAUAAUAAAGAUAAAGAAGUAUUAAAGCCUAAGAAACCAGAGAUUAAAAAGGAAAUAAAAAAAGUAGAAAAAAUUGUACCUGAAAUUGAGGAAGAAGAACCUGUAAUUCCCAUUGAGACAACAAUCACGAGGAGUGGAAGAAAAGUAAGGUUGCCAAAAAAUAUUUUGCCAGAGGAAACCACACUUCAAAAACCUAAGAAAAAAAGUGGCACUAUUGUAACUUGCAAUCAGUGUUCUUUGCAAUUCAACAGUUUGUAUCGUUUAAGAAGACAUUAUGAUCACCAUCCAACCCAUGUGCCAGCACCUGGCCAUACCAAUCUUUUCCAUUGCCUUUUGGCUAUAAUUAAAACUGGAACUGAAGAUGAGCAAGCCAAUAUAUUUCUACAACAAUUAGAACAAUUUAUAGCCAAGAUAAGAUCUUUGAUCCCUUGCUUCAUCAAAAGUGACAGUUUAGUAGGCAAGUUAAACACAAUAGGCGAAGAUGUGGCAAAUUUAUUUGGGAUUGACCCAGGAAAAUACAAUUUAAAUGUAAGUGCAUUAAGCUGCAACAAAGAUAAAGAUGGCCAUUGUCAACAUAACCCACCACCACCACAUGUCACUUCAGAAGCAAGCCCAUUAGAUAGCCAUAAAGGGGCUGUCGAUAUUCCUCAAACAGAUGACUGUGCUAGAAAUAAUUCUGCAGAUAAAUGGCCAACUGUCAGCAAAAGGUUGGAAUCCCGUAAAAACCCUGAACAAGGCACUGCUAAGAAAAUUAAAUUGAGUGAUGCAAAAGUGCCUCUCGAGCAAUGUGAACUUGAUGAUGUAGAUAUCGACGCCUUUUUUAGCAAUACCCACAAGACUGAAAGUCCAAUGGAUAUUAAAACUGAAACACGAGAGAUUGACAUAAGUGAUCAACUGCAAACAAAUCUGAAUCAGGACCUUAAGAAACACCAUUUAAAAUUCCAUAGUACACAUUUUGAUAUCCGAUCAUCUCCAAUAAAACCAACCUCAACAGUGUUCACAAAAUUUCAAAUAAAUCCAGAAAAAUUACCAAAAUUUGACAUGCAAGAAAUACAACCUUUAAUAAAUCAAGAAAGUUACACUGAGCAGGUUCAUACUCAGCCAAAUAUAGUCCCAAGUCUGGAAAUUGAUUUAUUUACUCAAAAUAAUUCUUUACCAUGUAAGGAGAUGUCUGAUAUUAGUCUGCACUCCUCAAAAGACUGGUCUCUUAAAUACAUGGACAAUGAAAGUAAUAUGAAUUAUGUGAAGGCUGAUAGUAUAAUAAAUGAUAGUACAGAUUAUUUAAAAUCAAAUGGAUUAAUAGAGCCAGCUUUAUUACAUGUAAAAGAUGACUCAAAACUAGAAAAUGGAAAUGCUCAUGAAAAUAAUCUAAAUGAAAAUCUAUCUCAUCAGGAUUCAGUUUUAAGCCUACUCUCAUACCCAGAAGCAACAAUACGAAAUAGUACUGUAGAUUUUAGUCUAGAUUUAUUUAGUUUUAGUAAUUCAUAGUAUAAAUUACCUUAGAUAAUAAUUUUUAAAU